AUGUUCUUGGGAGUUGAAUCAUUUGCCCCUAAAGGACGUUUGGCACAUUCUUCUAUCCUUUUGAGAGAUAAGCUUUAUUAUUUUGGUGGAUCAGAUAAAGAUAUUCAAUCUGCAAAAGAAUUAUUUUAUCUUGACGUAUCUCAACCAUUUGAUAAACCAAACAUACCUUGGGUUUUCCUUACUAGUAUUCCCUUUGGAAGUAUAUGGUCAACUGUUUCAUUAAAUGGUAUAAAUAACGAUUCAAAUAUUUAUUUAUUUGGAGGCAUGAUGAUUGAUGAUGAUUAUAAAGAUUCAUUUACUUCAGUUAUCCAUCAAUUUAAUGUAAAUUCCUCAACGUGGAGUAUACCUUCUGUUAGCGGAAUUGCACCUGAAAGACGAAGAGAAAUAAAGGCUGUUGGUAAUAAUGGAAGGCUAUAUAUUUUUGGUGGGAACACAUUUCCGACAACAGGUUCACCCACAUUCAAGUUUUUUAAUGAUAUGGUCAUAUUUGAUACUAUCGGUUUAUCAUGGACAAAUAUUUCUUCAGUUGAUGCACCUAGCAAACGAGCUUUAUAUACUGCAACAUUAUUAACGAAUGGUUUCAUUGUAUAUAUUGGAGGAAACAUUACAAAAUAUUAUUCUGAACCUUUAAGUCUUCGUAACUCCGAUAUUUAUAUUAUGGAUAUAAGAAACUUUACUUGGGUGAAUUCAUUUGAUAUAGCCGAAUUUAAAAUCGAUACGCCUAAAUCAAAUAAUGUAAUGAAAAUAAUAAUUAUCACAAUUAGUUCAAUGAGCAGUAUUGGUAUUCUUUCUAUUUGUGGGAUUUUAUUUUACAGAUGGCAAAAAAUCAGAAGAGAAAACCAUGCUUUUGAACAAAAACAUAUACAAAAUGCAGUUAAUAAUAACGUUAUAGGUUAA
Funneliformis geosporum is the source of this 897-nucleotide messenger RNA. NCBI's taxonomy places the organism in Eukaryota, Fungi, Glomeromycota, Glomeromycetes, Glomerales, Glomeraceae. The record is from the annotation of a GenBank genome assembly.